GUGUCGUUUUUGUACAUGCUUCCUGAUCUUCUUUCUUCUUGGUGCGCCUGUGUUGGAAGUUGCAACACAAACUCGCAAAAGCUUGGCGCAUCUUUCCACUGCUAUGGCAGGUGUCAAGUGAAUUUGCUUAAUUCCAUAGAAUGUUUUCAUAUGGAUCAGUGGAUUGAGGCAGUGCCACAAUAUGAGCAUAUUCAACAAAACGAUUUUUCAUAUCGAAAACAUAGAAAGCAAAAGGAAGAGGACAUUGCCAUCUGCGAAUGCAAAUUUGAUGCCAGUGAUCCUGAGAGUGCAUGUGGGGAAGGAUGCCUGAAUGUUCUAACUAGCACAGAGUGCAGCCCUGGUUAUUGCCCUUCUGGUGUUUUUUGCAAGAAUCAGAAAUUUCAGAAAUGUGACUAUGCUAAAACAAAGUUAUUUAAAACUGAAGGCCGAGGGUGGGGCCUUCUUGCUGAUGAGGACAUAAAGGCUGGACGGUUUAUUAUAGAGUACUGUGGAGAAGUAAUAUCAUGGAAAGAAGCAAAGAGAAGAUCUCAAGCCUAUGAAAAGCAAGGUCUAAAAGAUGCAUUUAUCAUUUCACUCAACUCCUCUGAGUCCAUUGAUGCCACUAAAAAGGGCAGCUUAGCUAGAUUUAUUAAUCAUUCUUGCCAACCUAAUUGUGAGACAAGAAAGUGGAAUGUUUUCGGGGAAAUAAGAGUUGGAAUAUUUGCAAAGCAGGAUAUUUCGAUUGGAACUGAACUGGCAUAUGAUUAUAAUUUUGAAUGGUAUGGUGGUGCUAAGGUUCGCUGCCUCUGCGGUGCAACCAGCUGUUCUGGGUUUCUAGGGGCAAAAUCUCGUGGUUUCCAGGAGGAUACUUAUCUGUGGGAAGAUGAUGAUGAGAGGUAUUCUGUUGAAAAAAUUCCACUAUAUGAUUCUGCAGAAGAUGAGCCUUCCACCAAGCUCCUAAAAAUUACAAACUCCAAUUCUGAGUAUGAUAGCGGCAUGAAUAUUGAGUACUCUGUAAUGACAAAUUUUAAUGUGGGAUCUGAACACCAUGUGGAGUCUGCUGCUCUUAUGUUAAACCCACAGGAUUCUGUUUCAACUGAAGGUGCAAUUAUGAAUCCAGUAAAACUAGAAGCCAGUGAGGAGAUAAAUUUGUACUCCCAAGAUGCUCAACAGGCCUUUGCACAAAAGAAUACAAUGAUACCUUUCAUCGGAAGUAAAAGUACAUGUGGGAAUUAUCACACGGGGCGAGGCCCUAUGCCAAAGAAACGUUCAAAGCAUUAUUCUAAUGGAAAGUUGAAACAAAUGCCACAAAAGCAAGUUGAUGCAAAACAUGUUGCUAAACUCUUAGAGAAAGAGGCACAAGAAGAAGUGCUCAUUUAUGAGGAAGUGAGGAAUGAUGCAGCCUCCCAGCUUUCUUCCUUAUACAAUGAAAUAAGACCUGCAAUUGAGGAACAUGAGAGGGAUAAUCAGGAUAGUGUAGCUACCAGUGUAGCAGAGAAGUGGAUUGAAGUAUGCUGCCUAAAAUUAAAGGCAGAAUUUGAUCUUUAUUCCUCCAUUAUAAAAAAUGUUGUCUGUGCACCUCGACGGGCUAUUGAACAAGCCCAACCUUCUGAGGUAGGAGAUCAUGAUAACGAUGUGAAGUACCUGAGAUUUUGAACGAGCUGAGAUUCAAUUCCUUAAAUCCAUAUAAACAUUGAUUGGUUGAAGACAGACGAUUCUUUUCCUCUCAGCAGGUUCUUGCUCUCCAAAAACUCUUGAUGCACCGACAUUCAAAUUUUUGUCAACCUUGUUUGUAUUUGUUUGUGCUAAAAUACUUGAGAUUUUCAUCAAUUCAGCUAAUCUACGGAAGAACAAGGGUGCAGCAAAAUUCGAGAGUAUUUUUCCCACCGAAGAAAGACAAAGACGUCCUAUUUACUUCCGCUUUCAUUUCCAUUUUCCAGUUUUUAUUGUCUUUCAGACCAGGACACUCAUUUAUUUUUAUUUCUACUCACAAUUUAGGUUGUAUUUAAUAGACAGUCAACAAAAGUCAUAGUCUUCAAGCUCAAUGGAUGUAAUAUUGAUGGGGGAAAACGUUGUGAAAUGACAUUUGUUGUUUUAGAUUUACUACUUCCACCUUCUGGAUUUUAUUUGUUAUCAUGAUAGGGAUAAUGAUUUACUUGACUGUUUGUUAUUCAAACAUUUGACA
Manihot esculenta (cassava) is the source of this 2164-nucleotide messenger RNA. RefSeq names its product histone-lysine N-methyltransferase ASHH1. Gene Ontology annotation, molecular function: protein binding; histone H3K36 methyltransferase activity. The record is from RefSeq and is a predicted model, not a curated record. The coding region runs from base 16 to 1635 and encodes 539 amino acids. The transcript is spliced from 11 exons. Lineage: Eukaryota; Viridiplantae; Streptophyta; Magnoliopsida; Malpighiales; Euphorbiaceae. Gene Ontology annotation, cellular component: chromatin; nucleus. Gene Ontology annotation, biological process: regulation of DNA-templated transcription.